Molecule: messenger RNA, 732 nt
Organism: Radiomyces spectabilis
Lineage: Eukaryota; Fungi; Mucoromycota; Mucoromycetes; Mucorales; Radiomycetaceae
Exons: 2
Coding region: 79-675 (198 amino acids)
Source: RefSeq, a predicted model, not a curated record
UUUUUCUUUUGUGUCUCUCCCUUUCUAAAAAAUUUUUCCUUGCACCUUACACAAUACCAUACCGAUUCAAGAGAAACAAUGGCGCCUUCCAAUCGUAGAGUUUUCAGUCAAGCAUCGCAAAGCAGUGUAAGAACCGUCACUCUGAGUUCUGGUGGUCUGAAUGAAAGAUUCAGUCAAUUGGAUACGACUCGUCAGUCCACUUCCUCUCCGUCCAACCGACCCAGUAUCUUCAGUCGCAUUCGUGGUGGCAGCGAUAUGGCAAGCGGACGUGGUCCUCGCAGUGAUAUCCAAAGUCGACUUGGACGAACCAACGCUGGCGGUGUGAACAAACGCUCACGUCAAGGUCCCGCUCCCAUGACGGGUGUGCAACGAACCGGUGGUGGUCCCCUUCGUAAUCAGCGUGGAAAAAUCUCCUCUUCAAGACUCAACAACAGACAACAAAAAACACGAUCCCCCAAACCAGGCAAAGGCGCUGCUUCUUCUUCUUCUGCACGCGGUGGGAAACGAGCUGAUGGUCGUGGCAAAUCCAAAGAUAAAAAGCCUGCAACAGCUGAAGAUCUCGACAAAGCACUGGAUGAGUACAUGAUGAAAGACCCAAAAACCGCCCAGUCCAAGCUGGACGCUGAACUAUCGGCUUACAUGGAUGAAGCCGGUGACAUCCUCAUGGAGCUGUAAAGUCGCUGCUUUUUUUUUUAUCCAAAAUAAUUGUCCCCAAACACACACAAACCCACA